This is a messenger RNA of Chlamydomonas reinhardtii, 1883 nucleotides long. RefSeq lists its product as uncharacterized. The transcript has 5 exons. Gene Ontology annotation, cellular component: nucleus. Bases 132 to 1412 code for a protein of 426 amino acids. Lineage: Eukaryota; Viridiplantae; Chlorophyta; Chlorophyceae; Chlamydomonadales; Chlamydomonadaceae. The record is from RefSeq and is a predicted model, not a curated record.
GAUAAUAACGCAACUCGGUACCUUUCUACUAGUGCUUCUCUGCUGGUAGUCGCAAGAUUCGCUCCAGUUCUCGGCCGACGGUGCCUUCCUCAAGCAGGCACUUUUCUCAUUAGCGACAAGGACUACAAGCCAUGGACCUGCUAGGGGGCUAUGGCUCAGAUGGCGACGGAUCGGGCAGCGACAGUGAGCGAUCGGCACCCCCGGCGCCCUCCUCAGUGCGGAAGCACGCCCCGGCCACUGUGAGCGUCCUGGGCUCCAUGCCCCCGCCAAAGACCGUGCCAAGUCGGACACCAGCCACCAACGCAGCCGGAGAAGAUUUCUUCUCCAGCCUGCCACGGCCCGGGGGCGCCUCGGGCCUCUCCAGCCUCCCGCCGCCCUCCUCAUCCUCACUAGGCGGCGGCGGGGCCGAAGGCCGCACCGCGGGAGGCAAGAAGGUCAUAAUGCUACCGCUGCAGCGGCAGCUGCUGGCAGCUGCCGCCCUGGAUUCGGACGACGAGGAGGAGCCCGCAGCCAAGCGGUUCAAGGCCGGGGCGGGCGGCAAGUCAAAGCUUAUGGACUUUCUGCCUCCACCUAAGAACGACACCGGGCCCAUUACGGGCACACUGGGCGGCGGCCUGUCGCGCUCUUCCAAGGCCUCGGGUGCGGGUGCGGGUGCGGCUGGCGCUUUUGGUUCAGCGGGGCCAGGGCCCUCCUCAGCAGCUGCAGCCGCAGACGCAGUGUCAGGCGCGGGCAGUGGCGGCGCGAGCGCGGCCCUGCCGUCGGACUUCUUCGCGGGCAACGAGGCGGCGGCGUACAGCAACGAGGCCUUUCGUGUGGCGGAAAACGAAGGACCGGCACCGUACGGCGGCUACGACCCUUCAGGCGCCGGCGGUGGCUACAGCGGGUACGGCCACCACCACAACGACCCCGCGCACGCGGCGGCGGCGGCCGCCGCCGCUGCCGCCUAUUACUCAGCGCAGCAGCAGGACGUGUACGGGCCAGGGCCGGGCGCGGCGCGCAGCAAACACGCGGCGUCGGCGCUGGCGGCGGGCGUGGACGAGGGAGCAAGCGCGGACUUGUUGGAGGAGGCGCUGAAGGCGGAGCAAGAGCGCGCGGCCAAGCGCGGCGGCGGCGGCAAGGCGGGCAUGUUUGGGCCCGGGGUCAAGGUGGUGGAGGUGAAGGCCAAGGAUCUCACGGCGAUGGACCCGGCGGCGAGGGAGGCGGCCAAGACGGCGCAGGACGCGCUGGGUUCCGAGUAUGCGAUGGCGCUGCGGCGCUCGGCGGCUCCCUUCGAGGGCAACAAGCUGGCAAAGCGCAAGCACCAGAUCGGCACACUGCUCUUCAACGCCCGCAUGCAGGAGUUGGACCAGAUGGAGAAGCGCACCGUGGGGCAGAAGAGCAAGGCGGAGACGGCGGCCAAGUACGGUUGGUAGUGGGGCGCGCGGAGAGGUCCUGCAUCCCCGCAGUACUGGUCUGGCUGGCUGGCUGGCUGUGGCUGGCUGGCUGGCUGGCACCUCGUCCAGAAAGCACGGCACAGCGGUGCUGCGGUAGGCAAGGGUAGCACGUGAAAUGGAACCUGUUGGCUUGAAGUGGCAGAGGGUGAUGGCAGCAACAGCUUGCACUGCUGGUGUCUGUGUAAUCGGAGUGCGGAGGGUCGCGAAGACGCGGAGAGGAAGCAGUGAUAGAGCAGGAUCGAGUGGAAUGCCAUGCCUUGGGUUGCCUUGACAGUGCCCCUGACUAACGUCAAAAUUGUGGGCAGCAGCGAGUGCAGUGGUCAAGGUUGCAGCUGCAGGGAUGGCCAGCAGUCGUGUUGUGGCCGCUGGCUUGUGAAGAACGGGCGGCCCCGGGGACCUGGCACCUUAUGUGUGCGGUGGCACGGUGGCACCCGAUUAAUGCGUGCACCC